Molecule: messenger RNA, 880 nt
Organism: Temnothorax curvispinosus
Lineage: Eukaryota; Metazoa; Arthropoda; Insecta; Hymenoptera; Formicidae
Exons: 3
Coding region: 50-664 (204 amino acids)
Source: RefSeq, a predicted model, not a curated record
UCGGACGCCGGGGAAUCCCACGUGUCACGUUGCCACCGUGCUCCAGAAAAUGAUCGGAUCGAUUGUUCUUGCUCUCCUCCUAUUCUGUCAAUCGAUCAACAACGGGAGAUGCCUGCGGGCGAACGGCACUCACGACGAAAUCUCAGAGGCAGCGCGGCGACACAGGCUGAUGAGACGGAGCCUCACGUUUCCCGAUCCGUCGAUGCUUCUGCUGAUCUUGGGGCUGGGUACUCCGUUGCAGCUGGAUCGCGAGAGUGUAAUUGUGGGCGUGUUUGCGAAAAUGCAGUACACCAUGCCGACCAACGCCACGGAUUUCACGGAGCCGGGAGUGUAUUACACGAGAGCCAGCAAAAGCAGGUGGAGCUUUUACAGGAUGUUCGAAAAGGUGGCGGCCUUGUACGGCUUUGGUGGCAAAGAGUGUUUACUCAAGGCCAUUUGCGAAGUCGCUUACGUCCCAUUCGACGUGCAUCACGGUUUGCUGGGACAAUUGGUGCAGACGUUCCUUAGGCCCUCCAGCACCCGGGAAGAGUACGACGAGUACGGGGAUCGGGAAUAUCGGGCGGCUGAACGGCUGGGCGAGCAGGCGGAGGGCGCAGGCUGCCACGCCCUUUAUCCGGAAUGCCGCAGAAGUGUGCUCGACGUGUUUUCCACGUUGACCACGUGACGAGACCGGAUGGAAAUCUCGACGCGGUGCGGCCGGAGCUGCGUCGGAGCGGAGGUACGGACGAAACCCGGCAGAUCGCUGAUGGAAAUAUCGGAGAUCGCCGAACGACGUCGUUGAGACGCCAGGAUCGAAAGUUCGGAAGCUGGACGCGUUUUGCCGGGAACAUGAUUUCCGAAGUACACACGUAUCACACGAAGCAUCCCCCUUGAAAUUUUC